AUGGCGUGCAGGUCUCUUGUUCGAUGCGCUGUCCGGAUGCGCUCAGUGCGCCCUUCAGUGGCCCUGAGUCAUUCAUUGCGUCAACUUCCUCGAUACAACAUCCCUCGGUCUUACGCUACCUAUCUCGCCGCCGCGGACCUCAAAUUCGGGCAACCAUUGCAUGAGACGCAUCCCCACCUGCUAAGCCCUGGCGAACUUACGCCUGGAAUCACCGCCCUCGAAUAUGCCCAACGUCGAUCGCGACUCGCCAACAAACUACCGAAAGGAGCAAUUGCGGUGCUAGCUGCCUCGGAGGUCAAAUACCGUGCCCAGGGCAUCUUUAAUGAAUACCGUCAGGAUUCAAACUUCUUCUACCUGACCGGGUUCAACGAACCAAACGCACUGGCAAUUAUCGGCAACGACGGCUCCGGCGACAACCAUAUCUUCCACCUAUAUGUUCGGGAAAAGGACCCUAGAGCAGAGCUCUGGGAUGGCGCACGUUCCGGCACCCAGGCGGCCGUAGACGUUUUCAAUGCGGACGAGACAGGAAAUAUUGAACGCAUUGGCGACAUUCUUCCAAGUAUCGUCUCGGGAGCGACAGAGAUCUACUCGGAUAUCCCCUCACUCGACAAUGCACGAUCAAGUUUGAACCGCUACUUGUACGGACCCACAGUCGCCUCGGAGAAGCUCAAGAAGAUCGUCGACCACCAUCGGGUCAAGCCUUUGAAGCCCAUUCUCAAUGAAAUGAGAGCUUUCAAGAGCGAGAGCGAGGUUGUACAGAUGCGUCGCCUGGGACAGGCUUCAGGACGGGCUUUCACCGAGGCUAUGCGCCAAACUUUUGAGUAUGAGAAGGAUCUCCAUUCCUUCUUGGAGUACCAGUUUAAGGUGAACGGGGCUGAAGGCAACGCUUUUGUUCCAGUUGUUGCAGGCGGUCAGAACGCUCUGGCUAUUCACUACACCCGAAAUGACGAUGUAUUAAAGGAUGGCGAUUUGGUUUUGGUUGACGGUGGUGGUGAAUGGGGAACCUAUAUCUCCGAUAUCACAAGAACAUGGCCGGUAAACGGCAAGUUCUCCGAUCCUCAACGGGAUCUGUACAAUGCUGUACUCAACGUUCACCGGAGUUGCAUCUCCCUCUGCCGCGAGACCUCUAAUCUCUCUUUGGACAAACUGCAUGGCAUCGCCGAGAACGGAUUGAAGGACGGGCUCAAGUCUCUUGGCUUUGAUCUUUCUGGCAAGGCAAUAAACACUCUAUUCCCCCAUCACCUGGGCCACUAUGUGGGUCUGGACGUCCACGACUGCCCGGGAUACUCCAGAGGCUACAACCUGAAGGCAGGUCAAUGUAUAACUAUUGAGCCGGGUAUUUAUGUUCCUGACGAUGAGCGAUGGCCCGCUCACUUCCGUGGGAUCGGCAUUCGUAUCGAAGACAGUGUUUGUGUCGGAGAUGAGCAUCCGAUUGUCUUGACCCCGGAAGCUGUCAAAGAGGUUGAGGACAUUGAAGCAUUACGUAGGUAG
Messenger RNA from Penicillium antarcticum, 1491 nucleotides. RefSeq names its product aminopeptidase P family protein. The transcript has 10 exons. Lineage: Eukaryota; Fungi; Ascomycota; Eurotiomycetes; Eurotiales; Aspergillaceae. The record is from RefSeq and is a predicted model, not a curated record. The coding region runs from base 1 to 1491 and encodes 496 amino acids. Gene Ontology annotation, molecular function: manganese ion binding; metalloaminopeptidase activity. Gene Ontology annotation, cellular component: mitochondrion.